AUGGAUUCAAUUUGGUUUAGAGUCAACGGUGUGAGACAUACCGUUGUUAGCUGUGAAGUGGAUUCUGACCUAACGUUACUGGACUAUCUCCGAGAUUAUCUGGAACUGCGAGGCACCAAGUACAUGUGCCGUGAAGCUGGUUGUGGCUCCUGCAUGGUCACCGUCAAACAAUCUCAAGGUCAACCGUAUGCUGUCAACUCGUGCAUGUUGACAGUGGUAUCAUGCCAUGGCCUCGAUAUUACCACCAUCGAAGGACUUGGGAAUAGGAAUAUAGGAUACCAUCCUUUGCAGACCACCCUCGCUAAGUACAAUGGAACCCAGUGUGGAUAUUGUUCACCAGGAUGGAUCAUGUCCAUGCACAGUCUACAAGAAAGCAAUUCGAACCUAACACAGUUGGAAAUAGAACAGUCUUUAGGUAGUAACGUUUGCCGUUGCACGGGGUACAGACCAAUCCUUGAUGCAUUCAAAAGCCUGGCUGUCGACAGCACUGUAGACAAGAACAUACAAGACAUUGAAGAUCUCAAAAUCUGCAGAAAAAUUGGAAAAGACUGUGAUGAACAACAUUGUGACGAUACGGAAUGGUGCAUGGUAAAAGAUGAUGAUCUCCUUAAUUCUAAAAUGAUACAAAUGAAAUUAAAAGAUGGAAAGUUUUGGUAUAAAGCUACAAGUUUAAAGAAUAUUUUUGAUAUUCUAGACGAUAAAGGCAAUGAUUCGUACAUGUUGUUAGCUGGGAAUACUGCUAGAGGAGCGUAUCCGAUAGAAGAAUAUCCUAGAAUAAUAAUUGAUAUUAAUGCAGUGUCUGAACUGAAAGGUUACAAACUGGAUCAGAACCUAAUCAUAUACGGUGGAGUGACGCUGACUGAACUACUGGAUAUAUUCAAACAUAUAGCAAAACAAGAAUAUUUUACGUAUUUGACAAAAUUGUAUGAACAUUUGAAGAAGGUUGCUCAUAUACCAGUAAGAAACAUCGGGACAAUAGCUGGUAAUCUGAUGAUUAAAAAUAAACACAAUUUCUUUGCAUCUGACAUUUUUCUACUGCUGCAGACUGUGGAGCACAGCUCACUUUAGUGAGCCGCCGUUCCAGAACUAAAACUGUGACGAUGGAGGAGUUCCUAAAAACUGAUAUGACAGGUUUGGUUAUCCUGAAUGCGUUGCUACCUCCUUUGAGCUGUGAAUAUAAAGUAACUACGUUUAAGGUUAUGCCACGAAGUACAAACUACCACGCGAUAGUAAAUGCAGGAUUUGUAUACCAACUAAAUAAUCAAAAUAAAGCUAUAUCCUCAAGAAUUGCCUUCGGUGGUCUAUCACCAUCAUUCACAAGAGCUUAUAAAACAGAAUCAUUUUUGACUGGAAAACAACUAUUUACAAACGAUACUUUACAAUCUGCUUUGAAAGUUUUGAGUGAUGAAAUUGUAGUUGUGGACAAUCCACCAGAACCUAGCGUUGAAUUCAGGCGAAAAUUGGCAUUAGGAUUGUUUUACAAGGGUCUUCUAUCGUUAUGUCCAGAUAACUUACUAAGCGCUCGUUACAAGUCAGGAGCAACAAAAAUUCACGACACACGUCCAGUAUCCAAAGGUGUUCAGUAUUUCGAAACAGAUCCCUCAACAUACCCUUUGACUGAACCUGUUCAGAAAGUUGAAGCUUUGAUACAAUGUGCAGGAGAAGCACAUUAUGCUGAUGAUAUGCCUACACUACCUUAUGAAGUACACGCUGCUUUCGUGGUCACUACUAUAGGAGUUGGUGAAAUUGUAUCCAUAGACGCAUCAAAGGCUUUAAGCCAACCAGGUGUUCUUGCCUUUUACACGGCAAAAGAUAUACCUGGAAAUAAUUCUUUUACACCAACCAAUGGCAGCCGGUUUCCAGUAGACGAGGAAAUAUUUUGCGAAGAAAAAGUUAAAUAUUGUAACCAACCUCUUGGAGUAAUUGUGGCAGAAACACGAGUUCUUGCAGAAAAAGCUGCAAAAAUGGUUAAAGUGCAAUAUAAAAAUCUUCGCACACCAGUCUUAGAUGUCAAAGACGCUAUCAAAGAUCCAAGUAGAGUUUCAUUAUAUGGUACCGAUGAUGCUACUGAUGUAGGUAAAGAUAUACAGAAAGUUAUCAAAGGUGGAGUUACAAUGUAUGCUCAAUACCACUUCUCUAUAGAAAACAUACCUUGUGUCAUUCGACCCACGGAGGAAGGAAUAAAAGUCUACACGAGUUCACACAGUGUGGAUUCAAUGCACGUAGGAAUGUCAAAAGCUUUGAACAUUGAUCAAAGUAGUAUCGAUAUCUACGUCAGACGCGUUGGUGGUUCUUACGGCAUCAAGCUCACUCGCAACAUCCAAGCAGCUGUCGCCUGCGGUCUAGUGGUGUUGAAAUUGAACCGAACGUGCAGGUUCAUUCAAUCUCUGACCAGUACCACGAGAUCACUGGGGAAAAAACUACCUAAUACUACCAAUUAUGAGAUCGGUGUCAACAAUAAUGGUGUUAUUCAAUACAAUAAUUAUGACUUGUACAUGGACAAUGGUCACAUUGUCAACUCCCAAUUCAACUUUCUUGUUAUAAACUCUUAUAACAACUGCUACGAUAAAUCCAGAUGGAAAUUACGCUGUUACAACGCUACCACUGAUGUCCCUAAGAAUGAUUGGUUAAGGGCUAUUGGAGUCCUAGAUGGUAUUGCUCAAGCUGAGCUAAUCAUGGAAAGAAUUUCCUAUGAACUAGCGUUAGAUCCAAUUCAAGUCCGUUUAAACAACUUGGACAGACAGACAUCCGGUGCUAUAGAAGACAUGUAUGAUACUCUUAAAAGUCAAGCGAAGUAUGAUGACCGAAGACUAGCAGUAGAUAAUUUUAAUAAACAAAACAGAUGGAAGAAACGUGGGCUAAGAUUUUCAUUUACUAGAUGGCCAAUGUCAAUCGUGGGAUACAGUAACACAAUAGUAUCGGUUUACCAUGGUGAUGGAAGUGUAGCAAUCGCUCAUGGAGGAGUAGAACUGGGACAAGGUAUAAACACCAAAGCGAUACAAAUAUGCGCUUAUUAUUUUAAAAUCCCAUUGAGUAAAAUCAAAGUCAAAGGAUAUGAUACAAUGUCGGCUCCAAACAGUACAGACACUGCUGGAAGUUUAGGAUCGCAGAACAUCGGUUUGGGUGUAAGUAGAUGUUGUGAAAUGCUUUUGGAAAGGCUUGAACCAAUAAGGAAUAGUAUGGAAGGUGCAACGUGGGAACAGAUAGUUGAAGCAGCUCAUACUGCUGGAAUAGACUUGCAAGCUCAAAGUUUUGUCAAUAGCAGUGAUGCUACUAAAUAUUUCUACAAUGUUUUUGGAGUCGCACUGGCUGAAGUUGAGAUUGACGUGUUGACUGGAGAAUCGGAGUUAUUGAGGGUGGAUAUAAUGGAGGAUGUUGGUAAAAGUAUUAGUCCAGGAAUUGAUGUCGGACAGGUGGAAGGUGGUUUUAUGAUGGGCGUAGGCUAUUGGACUUCGGAAAAAUUAGUUUAUGACAAAAAUACCGGAGAAUUGUUAACUAAUAGAACUUGGAACUAUGCUGUGCCCAUGAACACUGAUAUACCACAAGACUUCAGAAUCUAUUUUAAAAAGAAUUCUUACAGUUAUGCAGCCAUUCAUGGUGCUAAAGCUGUCGGCGAGCCUCCGAUGUGUAUGUCAGUAGUGGUUGCAUUAGCUCUCAGGGAAGCAAUAUCUGAAGCUCGGAAGGAGUCAAGAAUACCCGCUACCCAGUGGUUUGAUAUUGAUGGGCCAUCAACAGUAGAAGUCAUAGGGUUGUCAACUGAAACCAAAGUUUCCGAAUAUAAAUUCAAUUAG
Molecule: messenger RNA, 3791 nt
Organism: Spodoptera littoralis (African cotton leafworm)
Lineage: Eukaryota; Metazoa; Arthropoda; Insecta; Lepidoptera; Noctuidae
Source: the annotation of a GenBank genome assembly